This is a messenger RNA of Chara braunii, 5582 nucleotides long. Lineage: Eukaryota; Viridiplantae; Streptophyta; Charophyceae; Charales; Characeae. The record is from the annotation of a GenBank genome assembly.
UCUAGUGCAGACAGUGUAUGCAUAGCUCAUGAGUGAAUCAGACAACGAUGAGGGUGGAGUUGACGAUGGUAGAGUAACACGAUCGAGAUCACGUAGGAUCCCGUACGUGUUUCAGUACCUGGACAUCGAGACAGAGAGACGGCUUAGGGCCGAAGCUAUAGCCCGUGCUCGAGCAGCGAGCGUGAGGACAACGACAGCUGUUGCACAAGAGUUAGCAGCAGCUAACGCAGCAGCAAGGCAAGCGGCGGCAGCAGCAAUGGCUACCGCGGCAGCAACGAAUGGUGCCACUUUGUCUGCCACUCAGUUGGGAAUGCCCACUGGGUCCGCGGGUAGUUCCAGUGUCGCAGGUUCUAGUAACUCCACCAGUCAAAUGGCGGGCUCGCAGUUAAGCCUAAUGACCCCACGCCAGCGGGAGUCGAGGGAACUCCAACAAGUUGAAAGGAUUCGCACUAGGCUAGAGAGGGAACUGAAGGAAGUUGCUGAUAGAGAAAAGGAGAUUAGAGAUAGGACAGUCAGAUUGGAAACGGUAGAGGCCGACAAAACUGCACUAGAAGCAAUGGAUGAGUCAACUAUGAACGACCACGUAAAAGUGUUGAGGUCUAGCUUGCUGUCGUUGCAUGCGCAUGUAGACAGUAGGAUGGACUUCAUGCAAGACACUUUGGAUAAGAUAUUGGCUCAGUUGCAGCAGCUAGGACCAAGGCUGCCCGCAGUUGCAAGAUCGUCGCUCCCUAUGUCGGCGCUAAUAGGCACCUACCCCCAUGCUGGCACACAACCAAGCGGUUCGUUAGCAGCAGCGUCCCAGACUGUUGCUUCUACUUCUUCCGGUCCUGCGGUGGCAGCUACUCCAUCACCGCAGCAGCAACCUGUUCCACCACAGGGACAGCAACAAGGCCAAUGGUACCCAAAAACCCCAAUGAAACCACCAGUCGCCUUCUCUGGUGAGAAGAAGGACGAGGAGCUCAACACAUGGUUGAGAACGGUUCCAAUGUGGGUAAGGGAAAAAAGGACUUUGCAAGAGGAGGAGGUGAUCACUGUUGCAUCUUACCUUGAGGGUAAGGCAACCAAAUGGCUAGACGGGACUAUAGCGAAAGCUGGGUUUGGGAGACGCAUGGCAGAGACCAUGACGUUAGAUGAGUUCAUAGACAUGGUAGAAGCUCGCUGGCAUAAUCCACAACGGGCACAGAUUGCCACUGACGCCAUAAUAAGACUAGACCAGCGACGAUACAAGUUCGUUAGGGAGCUUACGACUACCGUGGAGAAUCUCAUCGUAGUCCCAGGCAUUCGCUAUGAUGACCAGGUCUUAUUGACCAUGUUCGUGAGGUGUCUCCCAGAGAAUCUCAGAACACAGUUGGCCAGCGAGGCACGCCUCGAGUAUCACACCUUUGAGUCCUUCUCUAGAAAGGCCCUAGACUUAGAGGCUACUCUAGKAAGUGCUCAACCUACUACUCCAGUAKACGGAAGGAAGAMGAAGAGUCCACAGGAGUGGAAGAAGAAGGGGAGUCGACUUAUGAUGGUUGAGACCGACGGGACUCAAACCGAGGUUGAGGACCUUUCUGACCUGAUGGACACCACAGAGUAUGACGGCGAGGAAUCUGCUGAGGGUAGCACCCUUGCCGCGGUAGUAAAAGGUAAGGCAGGUGGCCGAGGGAAGGGUCACCAAAAGAGUCAAGGGAAGACCGCCUCCAAUCAGUCCAAAGUUGCUGAUUGGGUCAAGGCUGGUUUAGAUCAAGAUGUGUGGCGGGACGGAAGAGUGCGUGGUGCUUGCAUCAACUCUGGUGAUUAUGGUCACACCCAGUACAAGUGCAAGAACGCCAAGGUCACGCAGAAGAUACCCCCUAAGGAGUUCUUGCUCUCAUGCUUAUGGUUGCUCUUGAGAGAUGAGGCCAACAUGAACAUCAUCAAAGUCCCCGCAGUCGAUGCUUUGGUAGUGCACCAACCAGUCAAUCCCCAGAGAAAGGCCUCUGAGAAUAUUACAGCUCUGCAGCCUGCCUCGAGUCUGACAUCGGCAGCAAAUACGCCUGGAGCCAUUGCCGAAGAUGCAACUAGUAAUAAUAAGACAGUAAAGGACCCACUAUCCAAAGUACAUGCUGUGGAUCACGGGAGCAAGAUCAACACGACUGCGAGUGUUCGUGCUUCAAUCAACGCUGUUUCUGAUGGUGUUGAAAAAGCAGCUGAGAGGAGGGACGUAAAUCCAACACUGUCAUUCCUUACCCAAGUUAUGUCCACCCAGAGGGCAAUCGAGGGGGAAGAAAGAGACUUGAUAAGUGACAGAGCCAAGUACAUAGUGGCCAACCUGCUGUACAUGCUUGCAAAGAAGUCGGAGAUGUAUGAGAGAGAAAUCUUGACUCUGGGAAUCGCCAAGCCCCUUCGAUCAGUUGUGUGGGAUCAACGUUGCUUGCUCGAGCUUCGAGUUGUAGCAGCAAGCAUGUAUCAGGAGUUGGCUUCCAGGCCAAGAAACAUGGGAAUGAUGGGAGUGUUUGAAGGACAUUUGGAAGAUAUGAUUGAGAUGCUUCUACAAUGUGGAGUUUCAGCAUUAGAAAAAGAAGGAGCCAGAGCGGCUGCGCAUUUGUCUCUCCGGAGAGAAUACAAGGAUCUCUUUUUGGAAACAAACAUCCUGGAUUCUCUUGUAGCUCUAGCAAGGAUGAAAUCGACAGAAGUGGACGUCAAGGAGCUUGUGGUGAAGUCUUUGCUCAAUCUCUCCACUCAUAACAAGCACCAGAUUCAACUCGCCAAGGACCGCCCACUGUAUGUGCUUUUGCGGCUCAAUCAAGAACGAGGAAGCUCUGAAGGCAUCCGGAAAUGCACUAGCGGCAUAUUGUCCAAUAUUGCAGCCAAUCCAACAAAUCGCACAAGGCUAUACAAAGCAGAAUUACGAGAGAAGAUCCGUGCGGCGUCUGCCCCACCGUAUGUUUCACCCUCAGACCUCAGCGACUCGGAGAUGGAUAAUCUUGGCAGUGGUGAGCUUGCUGCAAUUACAGGAAGGGCGCGCGAACAACAACAGACAGAAGGGGGCUCCUUGUCGCAGAAGCUGGGGGCGUUUGACAGAGAAGGGGUAGGGGAACGAAUACUACACACUAAUCAUGUGGUCCCUCCAGCUGCUUCCAGAAUGCCAAUGAGGGAUUCUGCUCAACUUAAAGAGAAAAAUGGAGACGUGAGCAAGGUCGGUAAUGUCAUAAACUUGCAGGAUCCGAAGGUCGGAUUGAGAAAGGGAGUGGGACAGGGACCGGCAACGGGAUCGAGCGAGAAGGAAAAGAAGCAGAAGGGGGACUUGAACGAGGAUGGGGAUAAGGCAACCGUGACUAGAGUGCUGACAGUGGGCGAAAGCAUAAAACUGCGGUCCGAGUUUCUUUGCUGGGUCAGCAGAACGUUCCGACAGCGGAAGCCAUGGAGUCGAGUUGUAUUCAACUUGCGCCAAAUGGAAAGACAGAGGUCAUCGACAGCGGCAGAUGGAUCCGAAAUUCCGACGAAGAAUCAAUCGGAAAAUGACGCAACCACUGAGGCAAGUGAAGACAGCAAAUUCACCGACGGCGUCGAUCCCAUCCGUCCAGACAAUGUCACUUCGAAGAAAUCAACAGCUUGCGAUGAUCUGCCUGGUCCAUAUGAUCACAUGCCGACCACAUUUCAGGGCAGUCACCACCUUUCAAGGAUUGUUCAUGCCUUUGAAGAAGUUGCAACGAAGAAGAACACGCCGCGGGCAGGCAAGAUGCAGAAGAAUCCGCCGAGAAAAUCGUCCACUUUUCUCCGAAUGAAAUCCGCCGUGGAGAGCAGAGCUCCAAGUCCUCUUGUUUGGCAGGUCUUACGACUACCGCUUUCAAGAAUAUGGGCACCACUUUCCGACAAAUCGAAUGAGGAUGCGUUGUCGUUGCUAUUGCCGCCGGAGCGAUCUGCUUCGGGGGCACUUCAUCCGAAUUCCAUAAUCACUGAUGGCACUGCAGAUGGCACUGAUGGCACUGAUGACACUGACUGGAGUGAAAACAAUUCCAUCUCAACGAACUUGGAUAAAGCGCAACUAGACCACUGGAAGCCAGAUAUCAGAGGGUGCCGGAUUGAAGAUCCCCUGUUCUAUGCUGAUGAAUACAUUCUGGAGGACAAGAAAGGGCGAAAGGCUCGGCGAUCGGACUCAUUGGAGGAGCCACCUCCGCUCACCGAGGAGAUGUCGAAAAGGCUGAUAAGAGGAAGGAGAUCCCAGACACCAAUAUCCAUUGUGCUGAAUCCUGAACGGCCAAGGAAUCAGAUCCACUUUCCAAAAUCAAAUUUAGCACUCAAGUUCACUAGGCUGAAUACGUUCAAUCACAUUGAAGGCUCCCAAUUCUGUAGGGAUGUAUUUUCUCAUUACCACCUUCCUACAGGGGAGAUUGCACACAUAUACUGUGGCAGACAGUCAGUGGUCGAAGAGGUGGAGGUCGAUUGGACCGAUGAUUUCCCCUUUCCUCUCUCACUCAAGCAUCUCCUUAUGGAAAGAUUACCGAGUGCGGAAGUUUCUUUGCAAGUGCAAACACAGGAUGUUGAUGGGGCUAUUGUUCCGUUCAUACCAUUUCCGAAGGUGCCGCCAAAGCCAGGAAAACAUACACUACCGGUUGUUAAGCACAUUUGUGGCAGCCAGGGUGCAAGGGACUGCACAUUUCAUGCCAUUCUUCAGCCUGCUCCUCUGAGAUUCUUGCUCACAGGAUUCACUAUCUCAAGAGUUGAGCUCAAGGACACGUAUGAAGCAUUCGAGAAGGAUGGGGGCUGGUCAAUAAGCAAUGAUAAGGAGGUGAUUGUGUCCUACCAAAUCUCUUCUGGUCAGUGCAGCUUGCCGAGGGGCUACAUUAGCACAGGCUAUGGGGAGGCGAACGUGUUCCUCCCGCAGGAAGAGGCAAGGGCUGAGUUUGGUCUCUACAGCGGCGGGGCAGCUGGAUCAAGGAACUGCGAGAGUGGAGCGCUACACCAAAAGUAUGUUCGCGACGCUCAAAGGCGCAUCUUGCUCUCCAUAUGGUCAUUAGGACAGGAGAAGACGGAGGAGCAAGCGAAGAGGAGGGAGUUUAAGGAGAGAAGGAAGAAAAAUGAGAUGAUUAGGCUAGAGAUUGAGAGGAACUCGGAGGCUGUAGAGGCGAGGGUCAUGUCUAAGAUUGGGCGCCAGUUUCUCGAAGCACGUGAGAAGGUAAGGAGAGAAGAGAUUAAGUUCACCCGUACACCUGUACCGGUUUUCAGGGAGACCAGGAUCGGGGAUUAUGGAGAUAAAGGGCUUGAAGAAAUCGGGGAUGAGAUUGCAAAAUUGUAUGAGUUACGGGAGAAGAAACGGAAGGGUAAGAUCCCAUUCGAGGAAGGGCUGCGGAAGUCUUUCAGACAGCCGAAUUUCCAGCGAGAAUGUUCUGCAGAUUAUGAAAUUGGAGAGUCGUCUCGAAUGGCUGAAGAGCGGACACGAACCAAGGUUUUUCCAAGCGUUGAGCGACGUCUGCUGCCAACACACCUGUUCCACGAUACCGACAAUGGGAUGUCUUUCUCGAUUACGUUUUUCCCAGAUGUGUUUACAUCUACGUUUUGCAAUAACGAUGGCUCGGAGACCUCUGUUGUGGGAUGAACGUUUAGUGCGACUUAAAGAG